Dendrobium catenatum is the source of this 1428-nucleotide messenger RNA. RefSeq names its product hydroquinone glucosyltransferase-like. The record is from RefSeq and is a predicted model, not a curated record. The transcript has a single exon. The coding region runs from base 1 to 1428 and encodes 475 amino acids. NCBI's taxonomy places the organism in Eukaryota, Viridiplantae, Streptophyta, Magnoliopsida, Asparagales, Orchidaceae. Gene Ontology annotation, molecular function: UDP-glycosyltransferase activity.
AUGGCUGAAGCAAAUCCAAAGGCCCACGUAGUUCUUCUCCCAAGCCCAGGGAUAGGUCACCUCACCCCACUAGCCACGCUCGCCAAGCGCCUUGUUCUCAAUCACGACUUAUCCGCCACCAUCAUCACCUUCUCCGACCUCUCCUCCGGCAUCCAACAAUCUUUGCUCUCCUCCCUUCCCAACGGAGUCACUUCUGUUUCCCUUCCGGCCAUUCCCCUCGACGACCUUCCCAUCAACACUCACAUCGUCACUCGCCUCUCAAUCAUGAUUUCCCGCUCUGUUCCCUUCCUGCGUGAAACUUUACUCGCCCUCCAAAAGACUAGGCGCAUCGUCGCCUACAUCAUAGACCACUUCGGCGGCGAAACCCUCUCCUUGGCUUCUGAGCUAGGCAUUCCUCGUUACAUCUUCGGCACAACCAACUUCUUUUAUCUAUCCUUCUUGCUCAACCUUCCUUCUCUUUAUCAUGACAAGCCUGGCAACCAUAACCCAAACCAGGUUCUAUUUUUGCCCGGUUGCACGCCGCUACAUCCCAAGGACUAUAGUAGGUCAUGUAUUGAUAAAAAUAGCAAGGUCUUCCAAUGGAUGCUUCGUCACUCGAAGCAUCACGAUCAAGUUGAUGGAAUCAUGGUCAACAGUUUCGAAGCCAUGGAAGGUGGCACGGCCAGAUUUCUUAAAGAGAGGGGAAAUGGAAAGCCCCCGAUCUUCUCCAUCGGGCCACUCACUUGUGAUAGCAGGUCAGAUAAAAGCCAAGUCGAGAGUGGCCUCUGCUUGCGGUGGCUCGACCAACAACCAGGUCGCUCCGUGUUAUUCAUAGCAUUCGGGAGCGGUGGCAUGCUUUCUUUCAAGCAGACAAAGGAGAUGGCUUUGGGGUUGGAAAUGAGCGGCCAGAGAUUUUUGUGGGUGGUUCGGAAGCCAGUGGAUGCCGAUGCAAGCUCGGCUUACUUUAAUCAUCGUCAUGGAAAAAAUAACCCACUUGGGUUUUUACCGGAAGGAUUUGUGGAAAGGAUGAAGGAAAAGGGGAUGGUCGUGCCUUCGUGGGCACCGCAGGAAGAAAUACUCGCCCAUGGAGCCAUAGGUGGAUUUCUUUCACACUGUGGAUGGAACUCGACCUUGGAAAGCAUCAUCAAUGGCGUGCCAAUGAUCACAUGGCCGCUCUACUCGGAGCAACCAAUGAAUGCGGUCAUGCUCGUGGAGGGGGCAAAGGUGGCGCUGCGUCCGACUGUGAUGAAUAAUGAUGAUCAGGUGGUGGGGAAGGAGGCUAUUGCGGAUGUGGUGAAGGAUUUAAUGGAAGGAGAGGGAGGGAAAGACGUGCGUCGAAGAAUGCAUGAGUUGAAGGAGGCGGCCAUGAAAGCGGUCGGAGCAAACGGGUCUUCAAAUAAGGCACUUGCUCAGAUGGUCAACAAGUGGAAAACAAUGGCUUCCAAUUAG